AUGAUUAAUUUGAUAAAAGUGGUAUGCUGUGUUUUGGUGUGGUGUGGUGUGGUGUGGUGUGGUGUUCUGAUAGUCCAAUUCACUGGUGUAUUCUUCCCUUUGGACGCCGAUGACGGGUGCCUUGAAUUCGGAAUGGAAUCCAUAUGGGCUCAGAUGGCAGUUGGCGUUUUGGGCAGGAUUAUGAUUAUGAUUAUGAUUCUUGUCAAUUAUCAACUGUCAAUAACUUAUUCCGAUCUCGAUCUCGAUCUCGCUCUCGCUCUCGCUCUCUCUAUCUCUUUUGGCUGUGCCACUUUAAUGAGGUCCGAGGCUGUUCUUCACACCCAAAAUCAAGAACUCCAAAUACACAUCUUGGUAUUACCUGCAAAGGCUAUUCAGUCUGGUCUGGUCUAUUCGGGCUUGGUCUAG
Messenger RNA from Phycomyces blakesleeanus NRRL 1555(-), 405 nucleotides. RefSeq lists its product as hypothetical. The record is from RefSeq and is a predicted model, not a curated record. Lineage: Eukaryota; Fungi; Mucoromycota; Mucoromycetes; Mucorales; Phycomycetaceae. Bases 1 to 405 code for a protein of 134 amino acids. The transcript has 7 exons.